CAACAAAGAUAUAUCGCGUUUGUCUGAGCUCUGUCAAACGCGUAAGGAACAUACAGGAUGGCUCGCGCAAAGUCUGCGAGGUACUACAAACAAUGCCAAAUACGGUGGCAUGCGCUCGCCACAAUCUCAAGUUCCAACACCUCACUACUCACAACAUCGCCGCCUGUGUUCCCGUAGUGCUAUGCCUGGCUUUUGAUUUCCGCCAGGGGAUGUCCGCCUUGAGACCGCCCCCAGGGCCACGCUCGCUAGUAUUCGGGGUCCUUACAGGGCAAGCAAUCAGCCUUGCCGAUAAGUGUCUUGAACGGCGACUCUUUUACUUGCCACCCACCGUGCGUUCAUGCGUUUCACCCACCAGAAUUUCUCGCAAGUACAUGCGCGCAAGGUAAAUUGACAGUUGCCGCAUUGCAAGCUUGGCAAUGGAAACAAGCGACCUCGUAUUGAAUGGACCGGUGCAAUUCCCAGAACUCUGCAGGAUUGUUCUGCCAUCCUGGUCAAGUGCCUGACUCCGCGGCGUCGUGGCGAAAUGUAUACUCGUAGCGUCUCGCCAGUACACGAAUGACCCAUCCAGCGUAUAACCGUCAAUGCGCACGAAGCUCUAUGCUCUUAAAAGCAUAUUGUCUUCCUUUGACGUCCGUGGGCUUACAGUCGCCUCACCCACAACUCGACAUCUCGAGGAGUGCGAUACACCUUUCUCUGCCCUGUGGGAAGCCGGACCGAAGCCUAGAACAGCUGAUGGUGCUCGUGUCGCGAUAGGGGGCGGCCAUGGGGUGCCGCGC
This is a messenger RNA of Postia placenta MAD-698-R-SB12, 776 nucleotides long. RefSeq lists its product as hypothetical. NCBI's taxonomy places the organism in Eukaryota, Fungi, Basidiomycota, Agaricomycetes, Polyporales, Adustoporiaceae. The transcript has 2 exons. Bases 93 to 386 code for a protein of 97 amino acids. The record is from RefSeq and is a predicted model, not a curated record.